AUAUAAACUUCAUCAGGUAUGUAGCGACAGCUGGUUUCAUAAAAUAACUUUUACGCUUUAAACAUGGAUUUCAAAUAAGACUUAAAAGCAUUUAAACGGUUACGUUCAAAAUUGUUUUUUUAAUGAAUCUUCCCUUUCGUAAGUUACGACGUUUAUAAAAAAAUGAGUGAAAAAGUUGAUGCAAUAAAACCGCGCCGUGAAAAACCACAAAGCCUAGAGGGUAUUCAAGCUACAAAAUCUCUUAAUGAUUCCUGUGGCUCCGAUUCAUCCAUCAAUUGUGGUUCCGAUAAACGUUUAUCGCGAAAUCGUUCUCGCGGUUCGGAGACACGAUCGCAACGUGAUCACUCUUCGGAUGGUGUGAUGACAACCUCAAAGUCAGAUAUAAAAACGGAUGCAGAGUUGUGUAAUGAGUUCGAUGUUAAUGAUGGUUGCCAGCGUAGAGAAAGUUUUAACUACGACGACAGCAGUCCAAGUGGUCAAGGUUCUUUUUCAAAGUCAGGCUUGGGCAGAUCAUUGCGUUUAACGAGUAUGGCGGGUGGUACAACAACCAGAAAAUGUGUUUUAACUUUAGAUGGUUAUUCCUAUGUUAUAGUUGCUAGCACUCCAGAAAAUCUACCAAAAAGAGACGAUUUAUCUUGUUCGGGUGGGAGCAAUCUUGCUACGGGUUGCCAUACACAACAAACGGGCAACACCAAUUCCCAACAACUACCAGCAACCAAAAUCCCACAACUACAAGAUCAAUAUUCAACGAGCGAUAAAGCAACAUUUACAAAUUCACAAUCAGCAGCAGCUGCAGGUGGUGGAGUAGGUGGAACUGGUAUAUCAGCCGCAAGAGUUGGUGCAGGAGCAGCAGCAACGUCAACAACAACAACAGCAGGAGUUGAUGUUAGUAAUAGUAAACAAGAUUUUUCAAAUAUUAAAAGUCCCUCUGGUGUUCAUAAUACCCCAGAGAGUAUCAGCAGUAGCAUCUCAAUUACAAGUAAUAGCUCUGUGUCUACUAUAAAUGGUCAAGUUGCAAGACACGGAGCUCUUACCAUUGUGCGCCGUUCCAAUAGUCGUAAAAGUUUCAGCCAAUACGAUAACCAGCAUUUAUAUUCAUUGGCUAGUACACCCACACCAUCAUCCUCAACUCAUCAUAGUUUAUUAAGCGAGACCACGAUCAAAUCAUCGAGUGGCAACAACUCUCACGACAGUCGUCUUAACGAUUCCACACAUCAACACACCAACAAUAUAACAGCACCAAUAUCAAAUAAAUCACAGGCGCAAUCAGCCAUUUUCGACACGACCAGUAACGCCACAACCACUGGGACCCAAGAUAUAAAAAUGUUACCAACUUCACCUAAUUCGGGAAAUAAUACUAUAACGCCGGGCGAUGAAAUGGAAAAUACAAGGGAAGAUUCAGCGUCUAGCGCGGCAUCGGGUUUAACUAUAACUUCGUCUACUGUCGAUUUAGCUACUGAAAACUUACCAGCUGUCGAUACACCAGAUGCAUGUGAUAAAGCAGCAUUAAGACUUCGAAGUCUUCUGCGCAUGCUUAAUACAGGCGAAAUACAAGCCGAUGUAUUACAAAAAAAUUUACAUUAUGCUGCACGUGUCCUUGAGGCCGUGUUCCUCGAUGAAUCCAAAAGUCCCACGACAGGUAAAUCAAAGUUGAGGCAAAAUUCGUGCUCGUCCGUUGAAUGUGAAGAACGUCUUGCCGAUGAAGAUGAUGAACUUUCUGAAGUGCAACCGGAUGCUGUUCCGCCAGAAGUUCGUGAGUGGUUGGCUUCGACAUUUACACGACAAUUGGCAACAACACGCAAAAAAAACGAUGAGAAACCCAAAUUCCGUUCGGUGGCACAUGCCAUACGUGCUGGUAUAUUUGUGGAUCGUAUUUAUCGCAAGGUAUCAAGUACAGCAUUAUUACAAUUUCCUGCAGAAGUUGUCAAAGUACUUAAGACUUUGGACGAUUGGUGUUUCGAUGUUUUCGCUUUGGCAGAAGCAGCUAAUGGCCAACCUGUCAAAUAUAUCGGCUAUGAUUUGCUCAAUCGUUAUGGCAUUAUACAUAAAUUUAAAAUCGCCCCCGCUACCUUGGAAACCUUUCUCAAUCGCAUCGAGGAGGGCUACUGUCGUUAUCGCAAUCCAUAUCAUAAUAAUUUACAUGCGGCUGAUGUCACCCAAACAGUACAUCAUAUGUUGUGCCAAACGGGUCUCAUGAAUUGGUUGACGGAUUUAGAGAUUUAUGCCACUCUUUUGGCGGCUUUAAUUCAUGAUUAUGAACAUACUGGCACCACCAAUAAUUUUCAUGUGAUGUCAGGCUCCGAAACGGCUUUGUUAUAUAAUGACCGUGCAGUUUUGGAAAAUCAUCACAUCAGUGCCGCUUUUCGAUUACUCAAAGACGACGACUGUAACGUGUUAUCCAACCUGUCGCGCGAAGAAUAUCGCGAACUGAGAACCUUAAUUAUAGAUAUGGUUUUAUCGACCGAUAUGUCCUUCCACUUUCAACAGCUUAAGAACAUGAAAAAUUUAUUGACGCUCAACGAGGCUACAGUCGACAAGUCGAAAGCUUUAGCCCUGGUUUUACAUUGUUGUGAUAUUUCACAUCCUGCCAAACGAUGGAAUCUGCAUCAUCGCUGGACAAUGUUACUGUUAGAAGAAUUUUUCCGUCAAGGUGAUCUCGAACGUGAGCUGGGACUGCCCUUUAGUCCACUUUGUGAUCGAAAUAAUACCCUAGUAGCGGAGUCUCAGAUAGGAUUUAUCGAUUUUAUUGUAGAUCCCAGUAUGUCGGUAAUGGCUGAUAUGUUGGAACAUGUUUUGGCCCCUAUAGCACCUAUGUGUAAAAAUGUCAAUGCCAGCAUAGAUGCUGGGGACGUUCCUAUCGACGGACCAACUUCUAAUGCUAAAAACUCGCUGCGCAAUCGCUCAACAACGUGUGAAGCUAUCGAAGAGAGUAAUGAAAAUAAGUCUGGGGACGAUAAGUCGACAAUCCAGGGUACUGGAACUGGGGGUGGUAGCAGUAGUACAGCGGCAUCAGCAUUCAAACAAAAGUUUACCAUACGAAAGCCAUGGAUUACAUGUCUAACGGAUAAUAAGAAAAUUUGGAAGGAACAGGCAAUAAAAGACGCUGAAGCUAGAGCAGUUGCAGCAGCAUUAGAAGAAGCAGACAAGCCAGCAAUUGAGAAUUAAUUUGUUUUCUCACUCUCCACCCCAAAACACAAGCAGUAUCCUUUUGAACAAACCGUUCUUCAGAAGUAAAAUGCGACACAUUUUGAAGAAAAAGCUCAAAUAUAAAAAAUUUAAUUUUAAGAACAAAAAAAACAUGAACAAAAUUUAUUAAUAAUAAUUUAAUUAAAAAUUAUUUUAAGAAUUUAUUGUAACAAUUUAAUAUAAAACUAAAACAACAACAACAAAAUAGGAAAUUAUUAAAAAUAAUAACAAAAACACCACAUAAAUACGCUUGAUAAAUAUAUUCUUUAUUUUUUUUUUGUAAAUUUUUUCAUUUCCCCCUAGUUUAACAAUUUAUUUGUAAAUAUAUAAUACAAUUAUUAAAUGCAAGAAAAAUUAAAAAAAUGCAGUGUACUAACUGCAACUCAAUUGUAUAAAAUUAAUUAUUUAAUAUUUAUUAAUAAACUACGUACAUAUGUAUGUAUGCUAGAGAAUGUAUUGAAAUUUUAUGUAAGCAAAAAACAAACAAAAAUAUGUAUGAGUAUGUACAUAUGUAUUAUUAUUGAAAUACAUAUAAAAACUUAAAAUUAUACUACGUAUUACUAUUUAUUACUACCAUUAUAUUAAACACAAUUGUCCUUAAGGGAGAAGUACACAAAACGCGUUGUUCGCCGCAAUUCGUUAUAGACUUCUAUCAAAAAAGUUGAACUAGUGUAUUUUCAUAUAACAAGAUAUAUGUAUGUACACUGUAGUUUGUAAUGCGUCUGCCGCGAAUUUUGUUUUCUGUAGAACAAAAAUAAUUUUAAAAUAAAUACAUUUCAUUAACAAUAAAUGUCAAAUAUUUAAAAAAAUAUAAAAAACUUAAAUUUUUGAUUUUAAAGCAAUAGUAUCCUUUAAAAUAUGAAAAUAAGAUUGAAAUGACGUGCACUGUGUAACUUGCAGUUUAUAAAGCGCGAAAACUUUUAAAAGCUGGAGAUCCAUACUACGCGUUUUCGCGUCAAAGCAUUGUAUGCUUUUUAUACAUUCUACUCUUCAAGUUACGCGUCAAUAAGCGCCUAUUUUUGUUUUAUUUAGAAAGACCCAGCAAUUUAUUUGGAAGUGAAAUUGUAGUAUUAUAGAAUACAACUAAUUUGACUUAAAUAAUAUUAACAGUAAUUAGGGUAAUAGACACAUUUAAUACAAAAACUCAAAUAUAAAUAACGUUUUUAUCUCAUAAAAAUGUAAGAACAAAAAAUAUAUCUUCAACAUUGAAAAUAUGAAAAUAGAAUCAUUUUCGCUUAUUCGGAAGUCUUUAAACAUCAUCAUCCUCAGAAGGCAAAGUGCUACUUUGGAAGUGGUGAUAAAUGUUAUUCUUUUGGAAGUUACUUCGUUUUAUUUUUGAUGGAGAACUUCGCCUUUUUCUGCAGCUUUUAUUUAUUUUUUCACCGUUAAACUCAUUUUAAUUUAAUAAAAUAGAUAAACACACAUUAAAAAAAUAAUAUAAAUUAUCAAAAUCAGCUGGCGUGUUCGUGCGCUGCUUGUGACGCUUACAAUAGUAGAUCUGCUUUAAGCAUUAUACGCGUCAAGGCAUCCUAAGCUUUUUUAUUUGUAACUUGCAUCAUACAAAUACAUUGAUUUUACUGUUCUGACAGACGCGUUUAAUGCUAGAAAACUAGCGGCAGCAGUAUUACCAGCUCUAAUAAAAUUAGUGUGUUUACAAAAUUUUCCAUAUAAAAAUAUUGACACAUUACGAAUAUUUUGAUUUGACAAUGACGAGAGAAGCGGCAACGUGGCAAAAUUGAAUUUUGUUCAACUUUGCCACACGGCCGCUUAAAAAUCAAUUGUCAUACAAAUUGUUCAUUUAAAUGUUUUGAAAAUCAACACCAAAAUUUUUAAGCGGGAAGCGAUUGAAUGAUUGCUGCAUACGUCAGCAUUCCGCUUACAUUGACCCUGUACUAUAAAAGCGUGAAAAGGGUUGCCGCCUCAACGCGUGUUGUGUACUUUCAGUUUUAUUAUAAUUGUUACUAUUGUUAGACUUAUUCGAGACAUUUAUUUGGUAUUAAUAAUUGCAUAUGUAUCUUCUUUUGCAAUAUUUGUUUAAAUAUGCACAGUGGUAGAUAAUGAUGCUCGAAAUAUGAUUACAAAAUAAAAUUUUAGUUAAUUAAU
Lucilia sericata (common green bottle fly) is the source of this 5289-nucleotide messenger RNA. It is a transcript of the gene Pde1c, whose product is annotated as calcium/calmodulin-dependent 3',5'-cyclic nucleotide phosphodiesterase 1. The record is from RefSeq and is a predicted model, not a curated record. Gene Ontology annotation, biological process: signal transduction. Gene Ontology annotation, molecular function: 3',5'-cyclic-AMP phosphodiesterase activity. The coding region runs from base 163 to 3165 and encodes 1000 amino acids. The transcript has 8 exons. Lineage: Eukaryota; Metazoa; Arthropoda; Insecta; Diptera; Calliphoridae.